AUGGGCAAAACCCCGCGCGUGGCAAUUAUCGGAGCUGGCGUCUCCGGGCUACGAUGCGCAGACAUCCUCGGCCAGAACGGCGCUCAAGUAACGAUUUUUGAGGCUAGAGAUCGAGUUGGGGGGAGAGUCGCCCAGAGCAAGGUUGGAGAUCAUUUAGUUGAUCUCGGACCGAACUGGAUCCAUGGCGGGCAGGACAAUCCAAUCUCAGUCAUCGCCGAGUCAACAAAGACAGAACUAGAAGACUUUGACGAGUAUCAAAUCGUCUUCUCGAAGGACGGAAAACCACUCGAUGACAAACUCGCUGCCAAAGUCUCUGAUUUCGUGUGGACGACUAUCGGAGAGGCGUUUGAGUAUAGCAAUACGUACAAAGAUAGUAUCCCGUCGGGUCGGAGCUUGUUCGAUUUCUUCCAAGAGAGGGUUGAGAAGAAAGGGUUCAAUGAGGAGGAGAAAGAGGCUUGUCUUGAGAGUUGUAGGUUGUGGGGAUCUUAUGUUGGGGAUCCGGUUGAAAGGCAGAGUUUGAAAUUUUUUUGUUUGGAGGAGUGCAUUGAUUCGAGUAAUUGUUUUGUGUCUUCUACGUAUCAGAAGAUCCUCGAGUUUGUAUCCAAGGCUGCGCUAAAGUAUGCGAAUGUUCGGUUCAAACAGCCUGUUGUGGGGAUUGAAGCAGAACCUCGCGGGAACAAGGCAGAUCACCAGGUUAUACUGUCCACUGCAGAUGGACAGAAAUAUGAAUUCGACGAGGUUGUUGUAACAUGUCCUUUGGGAUGGCUGAAACGAAACAAAUCUGCAUUCGCACCCGACCUCCCUCCUCGUCUUAUCCGGGCCAUUAAUAACAUUUCUUAUGGCCGACUUGAAAAGGUCUAUGUGACAUUUCCGCAGGCAUUUUGGCAUACCGAGAGAGCAGACCAUAAACCCCCGAAUUUCGCGAUGUUCCUCGACCCAAAAUAUUCAAACCAUCCAAAAGAUAUCAUUUGGAAUCAAGAAUGUGUCUCUCUUGCAACCCUCGGCCCGCAGGCCCACUCAACCCUGCUCUUUUACAUCCAUGGACCGUGUGCAAGCCAUGUCGUUUCCAACAUCUCAAAUUUGUCACCUUCGUCACCUGAAUACUACGACUAUCUCAACGACUUCCUCCAUCCAUUCUACUCCCGUCUGCACGGCUAUUCCGCUGCAUCCCCCGACUGCAAACCGCUCGCCUUCCUCGCAACACAAUGGCAAACAGACCCAUACGCAGGCAACGGCUCGUACAGCAACUUCCAGGUCGGUUUGGAACAAGGCGACAAGGACAUCGAAGUUCUCCGCGACGGUGCUGGAAUUGGAGAAGAACGCGGGGUUUGGUUUGCCGGCGAACAUACAGCCCCGUUCGUAGCGCUCGGAACAACAACGGGAGCAUACUGGAGCGGAGAAAGAGUAGCCGGAAGAGUAUGCCAAAUCUACGGACUUGAUGGGAUUGGGAUUGGAACCGAGAGGGAUGAUUCUCUCCCUUCACAGAUUCCGAUUACCUAG
Aspergillus chevalieri is the source of this 1500-nucleotide messenger RNA. RefSeq names its product flavin monoamine oxidase family protein. Gene Ontology annotation, molecular function: oxidoreductase activity. The record is from RefSeq and is a predicted model, not a curated record. NCBI's taxonomy places the organism in Eukaryota, Fungi, Ascomycota, Eurotiomycetes, Eurotiales, Aspergillaceae. The transcript is spliced from 4 exons. Bases 1 to 1500 code for a protein of 499 amino acids.